CACGACAUUUCGCGCAAGUGUUAUUCUGUAAGCUUGAUCGAUGAAACUGUCAGCGAGUUGUAGAACAGGAAGAAAUUUCUUGAAAUUUUAGGACGAUUUACSCAGAAGCUAAAGACGCCAUAAUGGCGGUGGGGAAAGGAUUCUUCGACCAAUACUCUGUUUUUUGUGUGUUUGGUUCUGUUGUUGGCUGUGUGGUGGUCCCGCUUAUAACUCAGUCCGUAGAGAGUGUUAUUUUCUCGGCAAUUGUUAUUAGUCUCACUGCCACACACUUGACCAAACGAGCUACAAAGUCGGACAACUCGAACCAGUUUUAUGGCGGUAAGGAAAUCGAUAGACGAAGCACUAGGAAAGCGAAAGAACGAGACGGCAAAGGAGAAAACAAAAAGAAAAAGAACSCAUCAUCUCAGCAUACAUCAAUCACAAGGUCAACUGACUUCCGUAAGAGACGUGAGUAUGAACUUGAAAGACUGGAACAGGCUAGACAACAAGAACUGGAUCGCAAACUUGAAGAAAAAAAGGAAAGAAAAGUGAAAAAGAAGGAAGAAAGAAUGAAGAAAAAAGAACUAGAAAAGGAAGAAAAAGAGAGAGAAGAUCAAAGACUAAGAAAAUUAAAGGAAGAAAGAUUAAAAGAAAACAUAAGACAGCAAGAAAAGGCUGCAUCUCAUAAACAAGAUACGCUUARACCAAGAUCUAGUACUCCAAAACCUUCUAAAAAAACUGAACAUUUGUUACAUAAAACACCAUUUCAACCAAACGUCCCUACGAUUAUGUCAGUGACSGCUUUAACACGAGAAAGAGCUUCCUCGGAGAGUACCGAUACUAGCCCAAGCCCACCCCCUUCAGUAUGGAAAGUACCCGAAUACGUUGAACCCAAAUGGAAUCCUGGGGAMUCCCAUAAGGAUAUGAACACUACGAAGUUAAACAAUGACGUUGUAUUUAAGAAAUCCAAGGUAACAGCGCCGUUUAACCAACUCUACAACCCWGUUCACAGUGACCAGUCGUUUUGUAARAAUCAAUACAUGAAUCAAGAGAAAUGUUUACCGGAGCUGGCUACCGAACACUCGUACGCGUUACUUAAAGAUAUAGAUAAACCAGAUAACAGGCAACAGGGAGACUACUACUCGAGUUUCUCUGGUUUACCGAAUAUCUUGUCGCAGAUGAAACAAGUUCAUAGCGAAGAGCAACAAGCCAAGUCAUACUCGCUAUUUGGAAGUGAUCAACCGAAUAGUUCAGUAUUUAGGUCGCCUUUGACAGGACUUUAAAAGCAAGUUCUAUCCCAUGAUAUGUCUAUAAGCAUAGUUUUGUUUAAAUGUUGAAUUAACUCCAAGUAAUAAUAAAAAGUUAUGGGUUUUGUUUUCCAAAACAUAUUGAAAAAGAAAUAAAGUCUUAACAAGCAUUCAA
Messenger RNA from Exaiptasia diaphana, 1401 nucleotides. Its product is annotated as myb-like protein X. The transcript is spliced from 8 exons. The coding region runs from base 123 to 1262 and encodes 379 amino acids. The record is from RefSeq and is a predicted model, not a curated record. NCBI's taxonomy places the organism in Eukaryota, Metazoa, Cnidaria, Anthozoa, Actiniaria, Aiptasiidae.